This is a messenger RNA of Drosophila bipectinata, 2356 nucleotides long. RefSeq names its product TNF receptor-associated factor 4. Gene Ontology annotation, biological process: protein K63-linked ubiquitination; positive regulation of JNK cascade; regulation of apoptotic process. Gene Ontology annotation, molecular function: protein binding; zinc ion binding. The record is from RefSeq and is a predicted model, not a curated record. NCBI's taxonomy places the organism in Eukaryota, Metazoa, Arthropoda, Insecta, Diptera, Drosophilidae.
UACGUAGUUUCAAUCGCUCUCGAGUUUUCAAAGCGAACGGUUCGUUCCCAGCCAGCGCGCUUAAGUUUGAAAUUGAAAAAUAUAUUUGAACAGACGAUGCGCGUGCGCCGUGCGAAUUUCGCAAAGUCUUGAAAUCGUUAAAGAUCAUUGUGAUGCUGUGCCUAUGAACACAUGAACAGUGCAAAAUAAAAAGACAAAUAAACAAUAAAGACCUCGACUUGCCCAUUGAAACACUCUUGGAUUAGUUUCAAUAGAAGCAACAACAAAAAAAAUAAACAAUAUGGUUCGCAGUCUGGCCCAGUGGACGAAGACGCUGAGCUUCCCCUCGCGUCUCUCGCCAAAUCGCAACUCCAAGGACUGCUCCACUUUGGCCAGUCCGGUGCCACCACCCACUCCGCCCCGCAACAAGACGUCCGGUGGCGGCGGAAACUGUGCCACAUCGCGCUCCUCCUCCUCGACGGUGUCCUCAUCGCACUCGUCCUCCCACAGCUCACCCACUCCGGGUAGCAAUAACAACAACAACAUGCCCAUCACGGAGCUGGAACAGAUUAUCUAUCCCGGACCCGAUCCAAAACACAUUAUGGGCUCCCUGGUUUUCUGUAUUCACCACAAACAAGGCUGCAAGUGGUCCGAUGAGCUUCGGAAGCUAAAGGCUCAUCUGAACACUUGUAAACACGAUGCCACACAGUGUCCCAACAAAUGUGGAGCCCAGAUACCCAGGAUCAUGAUGACCGAUCACCUGCAGUACACCUGCACGAUGCGCCGUACUCGGUGCGAGUUCUGCCAGAGCGAAUUCUCUGGCGCCGGUCUCGAGGAGCACAAUGGCAGCUGCGGCCAAGAGCCGGUCUACUGCGAGGCCAAAUGCGGCCAACGGGUGCUCCGAGGAAGGAUGACCAUGCACAAGUCCAAGGACUGUGCCAAGCGACUCCGUCGCUGCGCCCACUGCCAGCGAGAAUUCUCCGCAGAUACACUGCCCCUUCAUGCAGCCCAGUGCCCGAGGGCUCCUCUGGCCUGUCCCCAGAGAUGCGACGCCGGUCCCAUUGCCCGAGGCGAAUUGGAGGCCCAUCUGAGGGAUGAGUGCCAGUCCCUGGCGGUUUCCUGCAGCUUUAAGGAAGCGGGCUGCCGAUUCAAGGGACCACGACAGAUGCUGGAGGCCCACCUCGAGAGCAACGCUGCCGCCCACCUUUCCCUGAUGGUGGCGCUCAGCUCACGCCAGGGUCAACAGAUCCAAAUGCUCAAGUCGGCAGUGUCCAAGCUUUCCAUCAACUACACCGGAACUCUACUAUGGAAGAUCACCGACUGGUCUGCCAAGAUGGCCGAGGCGAGAGGCAAGGAUGGCUUGGAGCUGGUCUCGCCGCCCUUCUACACCUCCCAAUAUGGUUACAAGCUACAGGCCUCCAUGUUUCUCAACGGCAACGGACCCGGCGAAAACACCCACGUCUCCGUGUACAUCAAAGUUCUGCCGGGAGAAUAUGAUGCCUUGCUGAAGUGGCCCUUCUCGCACUCGAUCACCUUCACACUGUUCGAGCAGGGUGCCCAGAGCGGGCAGGGCGGCGUGGCGGAGUCUUUUGUACCGGAUCCCACCUGGGAGAAUUUCCAACGACCCUCGAAUGAGCCCGACCAGCUGGGUUUCGGCUUCCCGCGCUUCAUCUCCCACGAGCUGCUCCAUAGCCGGCCAUUCAUCAAGGGCGACACCGUGUUCCUCCGCGUCAAGGUGGAUCCCAGCAAGAUUGUGUCCGUUUAGGCGGCCCUAUAAUCCCGUAGAGUGUUAAGCAUUUACUCGACUGUGUAAAUACUGUGUAUUUAAAUUUAUGAGUAAAUUAUAGCCUAAGCUAAUCCCAAAUCCCAGCGGCAGCUUCUGGCAAUGUUUUCCGCUCUGAACUAACUGGCCAUGGAACGCUGCAAUCGCUGGAUCACUGCGUCAUAGUCAUACUCGUUUCAUAUCGUUUAGGUUAUGCAGUGCUGGAAAUAAACCAAAGCAUAAUUAGCAUCCAAUUCAUCCAUAAUUGUACGCCUAAGUUCGUGUCUUAAGUCUUUUGUUUAGAGAUUUGUAUUUUUGCGCGCAAUGCUAACACUUUCAAAAGAUCUUCAAACUAGACCGUACGCCCGAAAUCAGUUAGACCAUAAGUUGCAUGUAUAUAACGUUAAAAUCGAGGCGGCAGCCACAGCCGCAGCAACCACAACUGUUCUAGUUAUAAUUGUAUCAUCUAGAUAGCAGCCUAAGACAACGCAGUAGUCAUAUGUACCAUAUACAUAAGCAUGAGAAUUCAUCUUUGAGCAUAGUCAUCUAAGUUUACAUUUAAAAUCUAUAAAGUCAAACAUACAAUAAAAAAUAAAUAUUACAAUUAUAAGCAAA